Myxocyprinus asiaticus (Chinese sucker) is the source of this 2339-nucleotide messenger RNA. RefSeq lists its product as uncharacterized. Lineage: Eukaryota; Metazoa; Chordata; Actinopteri; Cypriniformes; Catostomidae. The transcript has 9 exons. Bases 841 to 1953 code for a protein of 370 amino acids. The record is from RefSeq and is a predicted model, not a curated record.
GAGCCGGAACUCGCCGCAGAAGUGUAAUCUAGGCGGCGGCCGCAGUGAGAGCGAAAACCCGCUCUGUGCGGCCCUACAUUUCCUUAUAAAAUGGACAACUUCUCAGUGCAACAUCCAGAUCUGCUGGCUCUGUUCAUUGAAAGGAUAAUCGAAUGGAAAGCUUUUCUCCAGUGCCUGAAGAAACCUCCGCAAACAUGAUGGGCUCCAUUACCAUGAAUGGGCCUGUUACUGCGCAAAACUUCGUUAUAAAUAUGACGUAUAAUCCUCGCCGGGAACCUGACCGUCCCACAACUGACUGGAACUUCAGGAAGAUCUCUGAAGAAAUGCUUCUGCGUGCUUGUCAAUCACUGCUGUAUCGCAUCAUACAAAAACUCUUCUAAUAAUUGUGAGUCAGGGUUAGGUUGAGGAGGGUCUUGAAGCAGAUAAGGAUCACAUGUAGUAUUGGAUAAUGCAGUGAGAGAUGACUGAAAUACUAUUUUUCCUUUAAUGUAUAUACACUUUAAAAAAUUCUGGGUUAUUUUUUAUACCCAUUCGCUGGGUUAAGUAUUUUAACCUAUUUUGCUGGGUUAUAUUAUCGGUAAUGGCUCAUAUUGACCCAGCGUUUGGGUUCCUUGGGUGACACAAAGUGCACUUGGAAUAUUUGACCCAGCGCUUGGGUUAUCUCCUCAUCUCCUCGCGCUGUUCGAAGCCAAAACGUAACGGUCGAAAGGAGGACGACGUUGGACAGUAUAUGAGUAAUGCAAUGGACAUUUUUGUGAAACAAAAACUCACCAACUGCAAUCUUGAGUGCCUCAUUGAAAAAUUUGCAGAACAGUAUCCCACCACAGCACAGCACUGCAUAUGAAAAUGCGCAGGCCACCAUUGCAUCUGAAAUUGCACAGCCCAACACUGCAUCGGAAAAUACACAGCCAACAUUUGUUCUUAAUCUUUUUCCAGAUGACACGUUUACCAUCAACAGAGACCAAAAAGGCAAUGGCCAUGUCUCUAGUAGAGACAUUUCCCUGUCUCCGUGACCCUGAAGGAAAUGGCUUUGAGGCCUGGUUCAGCCAGGGGCGAAAACACAGGCCUUCCACAGGAUUUCUUGAGGAACGCCUUCGCAAUAUAAGAAAGAGGAUGCGGAGAUUAAGAACUCAGCCCUCCGUAGUGCCUGUCUGUGAGGAGAGGUUGACUUUCAUUCCUACAUCAACUUUGUCUUCUGAGAGAGCAAUUCAGUUAAAAGAAUGGCUAAAAAACAAUACCAGACCACAGGACCAGGUUGAGCAGUAUAUGAAAGCAACUGCUCUUUUUAGGGCUCACUGGAUUCGCCAGAACAGCUCCAAACCAAUAUCUGAGAUUUUAUCAGAGUUCCCUCGUCUAAUGGAUACCCCAGGCAUGAUAUCUCAAGACUUUAGUGUACUUCACCCUGAUGCUGCUGACAAAUUGUGCUCAUCCUGGUUGCCUGACUUUGCUGACAAGAUCCUGGCCUUUGCUAAAAGAGAUGGACGACAAAUGGAUUUACUGAAUUUAGACAACAUGUCUGCAGAUACCAAAGGCACCAUGGCACUGAAAAUUUUACCUCAGAUCAUUCCACCAUCAGUGUACAAGAUUGGCAACAAAACCUUCCGGCCAACUAUUGAGGAAGCCAGAACCUCUUUCAUUGAUGUACAACCAUCUGGAACCAACAUGGUGCAGUACCUACUAAAACAGAGGGAGGAGAAGCCCUUCCCAUUUGUCUUAGAACUUGGAGUUGGUGGACAGUUUUUUGUGGUGGUGAAUGGGGAAGCCCUAGAAGAGCAGACUCUCCUCAAGGCAGUAGAUGUUUGUUUUAAGUCCUUUUUUUGCUUUGACACCCACUUUCCAAAACAGUGUGCCCUUGCCUGGGAGUUUUUGGAGCAGGUAGUUUAUGAGAUGCCUGGUUCCGAAAAUUCAACAAUUCGCUUUUUGCGUGCCUCCAUUUAUGCUGCUGAGGACUAAAUUGUUUAUUAAACUAACUAAUGCAGGUAUUUUGUAUCCAUGUAUGUAUCUAUUUUUAUUUAUUUAUUUAUUUGGUGUAUUGUGAAUUGAUUUGCUACAGUUUAGUAAUUAAUGUACAUUCUUAAUAAUUAAAGCACUGCCUUGUUCUGAAAAUGUAAUUAAACAUUGUUUGAAUUAUUUGAUGCUGGACUAAAUAAAUUAAAUGUUAAAUACAAAUAUUGAUAGUAUUUAUUUAACUUGAUAUUCUGUAAAAUAACUAUUUGCUAUUAUUUUGUCAUCCAAAAGUUUUUUAAUAGUUUUUUAAUUUUCUGCCUGGUUCAGAAUAAAAUGAUCAUUUUUGCUGGCCAUUUAUUAAUUAAAUAAAAUCAUUUCAUAUUGUACAUGUA